Molecule: messenger RNA, 1281 nt
Organism: Beauveria bassiana ARSEF 2860
Lineage: Eukaryota; Fungi; Ascomycota; Sordariomycetes; Hypocreales; Cordycipitaceae
Product: calcineurin-like phosphoesterase
Exons: 3
Coding region: 1-1281 (426 amino acids)
Biological process (GO): peptidyl-serine dephosphorylation; double-strand break repair via homologous recombination
Cellular component (GO): cytoplasm; nucleus
Molecular function (GO): protein serine/threonine phosphatase activity
Source: RefSeq, a predicted model, not a curated record
AUGAGUGAUCUCGACAAAGCUAUUGCGCAGCUGCGCGCCUGUCGUCCGAUACCCGAAACCCAAGUCCGAGAGCUUUGCCAUCGUGCCCGAGAGCUGUUGAUCGAGGAAGGAAACGUGGUCACCGUGUCUGCGCCAGUAACGAUAUGUGGCGAUAUUCACGGUCAGUUUCAUGACCUGAUGGAGCUCUUUCGGGUCGGAGGAGACGUGCCCGACACCAACUACCUCUUCAUGGGCGACUUUGUCGACCGUGGGUUUUAUUCUCUUGAAUCAUUUCUUCUUUUGCUCUGCCUUAAAGUUCGAUACCCCGACCGCAUGACGCUCAUUCGCGGAAAUCACGAAUCGCGACAGAUCACAACCGUCUACGGCUUCUACGAUGAAUGCCUGCGAAAGUAUGGCAGCGCCAACGUUUGGCGAUACUGCUGCGAUGUGUUUGACUACCUUGCUCUAGGCGCCAUUGUUCUUGGGGCGUCCAAUACCCUCUCUGAUCAAGCCGAGCCAGUCGACGAUGAAACUGAGAUUGAGGUUUGCGAUCAAAACGGAAGCAUCAUUAGCCGCUUCUCACGCCAACGUGGCCAGGCAGAUAGCCAACAGCAAAAAGGCCGGAGUCCGGGUGGUGGUGGUGGAAGCGGCAGCACAGGAGACAAGACUGGGCCGCCAGGCUCCGGUGCCUCUGGAUCCAGUAACGGAAGUAUUGGCAACCUAGCAGGUGCGGUAUUCUGCGUGCAUGGCGGUUUGAGUCCGCUCAUUGAUUCGGUGGACAAGAUCCGCCUCAUAGACCGCAAGCAAGAGGUACCCCACGAGGGAGCCAUGUGCGACUUGCUGUGGUCUGAUCCAGACGACAUUGACGGUUGGGGCUUGUCGCCGCGUGGCGCGGGGUUUCUGUUUGGCGCGGAUAUUGUUAAAGUCUUUAAUCAUCGAAACGACCUGAGCCUCAUUGCGCGAGCCCAUCAGCUUGUCAUGGAAGGCUUCAAGGAAAUGUUUGACUCAUCUAUUGUCACGGUCUGGUCGGCGCCUAACUACUGUUACCGCUGUGGCAACGUGGCCGCCGUGCUUGAGCUCUGCGAAGACGAGUCCGGCACAGGCCUCUUUGCGCGGAGCAACGGAGACGUUGGCCGCAGUGAUGGCGGCGCUGGCGUAAACGGGCGUGGUCUGAUGAUGGAGUCGGACACGACCAAUGUGCCCAACAAUGGACCUGCGAGGCGCUACCGUGUAUUUCAGGCCGCGCCACAGGAUUCGCGCGGUAUGCCUGCGAAGAAACCCGUGGCAGACUACUUUCUCUAG